This is a messenger RNA of Aspergillus alliaceus, 1758 nucleotides long. Its product is annotated as putative Gamma-butyrobetaine hydroxylase subfamily. Gene Ontology annotation, molecular function: oxidoreductase activity. The record is from RefSeq and is a predicted model, not a curated record. Gene Ontology annotation, cellular component: mitochondrion. Gene Ontology annotation, biological process: carnitine biosynthetic process. The coding region runs from base 116 to 1546 and encodes 476 amino acids. The transcript has a single exon. NCBI's taxonomy places the organism in Eukaryota, Fungi, Ascomycota, Eurotiomycetes, Eurotiales, Aspergillaceae.
UCUUCAUAUGGGGUGAUGUUUCUCUUCUCUUGUUGUUUUUUUGCUUCUUUCCUUCUCUUAUACCUCUCUUCUUCCCAACGCCCUGGAGGGUCCUUGUGGUUGCCAUUGAUCCAACAUGGUUCGUUUGCUGGCUACACUUCUUCGAUCCUCUCGGGCGACUGUACCCGUAGCCCGUCCUCUCUGUUUCCGCCGUGGUUACUCUGCAGCGAGCGGCGGCAGCGACGAUGCUUGCCUUAGUUCGAAGCCCGUAGCUGUCCCAAAAGAGGACUCUGCACCAAGCGAAGAGUCCUCAGAGUCUCAAAUUUCCAAGGCCCCUUUCACUCCCACAAUUGGGCCCCAAGGCAUGAAACUCCCCACAUCAUCAAAUCGGUAUAUCCCGGCAAUGCACUUGCUCCUGCGCGACGGCUGCAAAUGCCCACUAUGCGUAAACCAACACUCAAAGCAACGCAACUUUCGGAUGUCCGACAUUCCCAAGAAUGUCAAACCACGCUCCGUGGACUGGGAUGGGGAAACAUUGAAAGUGAAGUGGGAGAAUGACAUCCCAGGUUUCGACGAGUCGCAUACCUCCGUGUAUUCCCACGAAGAAUUAAAGAAACCCAGCGCCAAUUACCCGUAUAGCCCUUCCGGUCGCAGAAGAAAGCGUCAGUUGUGGGGUAGCGAACAUAAGCAUCGCUGGGUCACAUACGAAGAGUACAUGAAUGACGAAUCUACCUUCUCCGACGCUAUGCGCAGUUUGGCCCGAACCGGUCUCCUCUUUGUCAAGGGUAUCCCCGACUCCCGCGAGGAGGUUGAGAAAAUCGCAACUCGCAUGGGUCCCCUUCGGAAUACCUUCUAUGGUGCAACUUGGGAUGUCCGGACCGUGCCUGAGGCUAAGAAUGUCGCCUACACGAAUCAGUAUUUGGGCUUCCACAUGGACCUGAUGUACAUGAAUGAACCGCCGGGAUUCCAGCUCCUGCAUUGCCUCCAGAACUCGUGCGACGGAGGCGAGUCGCUGUUUGCAGACUCUUUCGCCGUCGCUAAUCAACUCCGCAUUGACGACCGCGAAGCUUUUGUUACUCUGUGCAAUCUCCGGCUGUCUUACGAGUAUAAUCACGCCGAUCAUGUCUACACUAACGACUGGCCUGUUUUCCAAACUUAUCGGGAUGAUAAGACGAAGGCGACGAAGCUGACACACGCCAACUACUCCCCUCCCUUCCAGGCCCCAAUGUUCGGAAAGCGACGCUCAUUUUCUCCUACCGUGAAUGAUUUUGAGGCUCUAAACAAAUUUGCCAAUAUGCUGGAAGAUAAGAAGUACAUCUUCGAGUUGAAAUUGAACCCGGGUGAAUGCGUUAUCUUCGAGAACCGCCGUGUGCUCCACGCCCGUCGUCAGUUCAAUACCGCUACUGGCCAGCGCUGGCUCGCUGGCGCCUACGUCGAUGAGGAUGCAUUAUUGUCCCAGUUCGCUGUGAUGAGCCGUAAAUAUCCUGAGAUAUGGUUUAACUCGAAACAGCAGUCAAAAGCGGAGAGCCAAAAGGAAGAGGGCCAGAUAAAGGAAGAUGAAAGUUAAAACGAGAAACCAAGUAUCUAUUAAGGUAACGAGGGAUGUGGGAGGUGCAUGGUAUGAAAAAGCCUGUUCUGUGCUUACGGCAUCAGCAUCGGGAACGGUGUCUUUUUACUCGGAUUCAUUAAGCACGGCUGGGGGUAUAUCAGCAUAGGGGUAUGCUGCUGUUAUUGAAAGCGUGCUAGAGGGGCUUGGAAUGGCUACUGUAUAUAAUUAUU